This is a messenger RNA of Oncorhynchus mykiss (rainbow trout), 7194 nucleotides long. NCBI's taxonomy places the organism in Eukaryota, Metazoa, Chordata, Actinopteri, Salmoniformes, Salmonidae. The record is from RefSeq and is a predicted model, not a curated record.
GUAUUCCCCAUCACAACCAAAAUGGCGGAGGACGGAGCCGGGUCGGCGCCUUGAACACAACUGGCUAUAGUAGUCUAUUUCUAGAUAUCAACGGCUCAUUCAAAUAUUGACUGUUUUUAAAAAUGCCAGUGUGUUUUUGAAGAAAUCCCGCCGAAGUUGGACGACGAGUGAUAUCGCGUUUGCUGGUGGUACCUACCCAGUGAUGGGAGAUGGAGGACAAGGGGCCUCGUGUAGCAGACUACUUCGUGCUGGCUGGUCUGACCGACUCCUCCACGCCUCUGGAGCAGGAGAUCCACUUCCACGAUGUCUGCCACAAGACGGCCAAACCCAAGCCGCCCAUCACCGACGUCGCUGUGGUGAUGCGCUCGCUGGGGGAAGAGGUGCCUCCUGGGUACACGUGCGUGGAAUCCACGCCGUCCGGCCUGUCAGCGGACCUGAACAACGGAAGUCUCAUGGCGCCACAGAUCUUCCUGUGUUACAGACGAGGACGAGACAAACCACCACUCACUGACCUGGGUGUUCUGUAUGAGUGGAAGGAGCGGUUGAAGCAGGGUUGCCACAUCAUCCAGACCACGCCCUCCGGACGCCCUGCCAACAUAAGCUCCACCUCCUCACAGAGGAUCUACGUGACGUAUCGCCGCGCCACGGAGAGCCAGACCUACGCCGCCCUGGCCGUCACAGACAUCUGUGUCAUCAUCCCCGGCAAGGGAGAGACGCCACCACACACCUUCUGCAAGGUGGACAAGAACCUCAACAGCAGUAUGUGGGGUUCCUCUGUCUAUCUGUGUUACAAGAAGUCUGUGGCCAAACCCAACACCAUAGCCUACAAGGCAGGUCUGUUUAGCAGGUAUCCUGAGGAGGACUAUGAGUCUUUCCCCCUGCCUGAGUCCGUGCCUCUGUUCUGUCUGCCCAUGGGGGCCACCAUCGAGGCCUGGCCGGCCCAGACCAAAUACCCCCUGCCUGUCUUCUCCACCUUCGUACUGACCGGAUCCUCUGGAGAGAAGGUGUACGGUGCAGCCAUCCAGUUCUACGAGCCCUACUCCCAGGACUGUCUGACCGACCAGCAGCGCUCUCAGUUGGGUCUGCCGGGGCUGGACCACGGGCCCUGUUCCCCAGCCUCAUCCCCAGCCACCUCCCCCUGCACCCCAGCUCCGGGCCCCAGAGCGCUACACACCAACAAGUGUAUCUGUUUGCUGUCUCACUGGCCCUUCUUUGACGCCUUCCGCAAGUUCCUCACCUUCCUCUAUCGAUACUGCAUCUCUGGACCUCACACCCUGCCCAUCGAGAAGCACAUCUCCCACUUCAUGCACAAGGUCCCGUUCCCCUCCUCUCAGAGGCCCAGGAUACUGGUGCAGCUCUCUCCUCACGACAGCCUGAUGUUGAGCCAGCCCGUGUCAUCCCCUCUACCACUCAGUGGUGGUCGGUUCUCCAUACUGCUGCAGAACCUCGGUCCGGAGAAUGCUAUAACGCUCCUGGUGUUUGCUGUGACAGAACAUAAGAUCCUGGUCCACUCUCUACGGCCCGCUGUUCUGACCAGUGUCACUGAGGCUCUGGUGGCUAUGAUCUUCCCAUUCCACUGGCCGUGUCCAUACAUCCCUCUGUGCCCGCUGGCUCUGGCAGGGGUCCUCUCCGCCCCCUGCCCCUUCAUUGUGGGUGUCGACUCACGCUACUUUGACCUUUACGACCCCCCGCUGGACGUCAGCUGUGUCGACCUCGACACGAACACCAUCUCCCACAACGGAGAUAAGAGGGCCCUGACCUGGAAGAUCCUGCCAAAGAAAGCCUGUAAAAACCUGAUGAAUGUGCUGAACAAUCUCUACCAGCAACUGGUGGACGGUCAGCAGCGUCCUGAUGGCCUAUUGGAGCUGAGUAUGAGUGACUGUACAGAGCUGGCCUGUGGGAAGAGCCUCCACAGCCUGGAGAUGGAGAUACAGGAAGCCUUCCUCAGGUUCAUGGCGGCCAUCUUGAAAGGCUACCGCUCAUACCUGAGACCCAUCACCCAGGCCCCGUCUGAGAAGACUACUGACGCCUCCUCUCUCUUUGACCUGCAAGGGUUCCUGAAGAGCAGAGAUCGGUCCCACCAGAAGUUCUACUCCCUGAUGACCAAGACUCAGAUGUUCAUCAGAUUCAUAGAGGAGUGCUCCUUCGUCUCAGACAAAGACGCCAGCUUGGCCUUCUUCGAUGACUGUGUGGACAAGCUCUACAGUGCAGACAAAGGAGGCAAGGUGGACAGCGAUAAGCCAGAUGAGACCAGGCUGAUAGAGAUUGACGAAUCACAGCGCAGCGAGCACACAGUCUUCAUCACACCCCCUGAACUACCCCAUCUGCCUGAUGGAGAGGAGCACCCACUCUGCUACAGCUAUGCAGGUUUCCCGGUGUUGAGUCUUGAUCUGUUUGACCCCAUGGAAGGCCUCCGACCCCCUGCCUCUCGGCUGGCUGCCCGACAGAGCUGCCCAACUAGCCCUGCGCCCAUGUUCAGACGCACCAAACAGGAGAUCAAGUUGUCUCAGAAGUUAGCCAAGAAGUACUCUUCCAUCCCUCAGAUGUGGUCCAAGUGUCUGCUGUGCCACUGCUACGGCCUGUGGUUCAUCUGUCUGCCGUCCUACGUCAAGGUGUGCCACUCCAAGGUGCGGGCGCUGCGCACCGCCUACGACGUCCUCAGGAAGAUGCAGGACAAGAAACUACAGCCUCCCGACGAGGUGUGUUACAGGGUCUUGAUGCAGCUGUGUGGUCAGUACGGCCAGCCAGUCCUGGCGGUCAGAGUUCUGUUUGAGAUGAAGAAGGCUGGAGUCCAACCCAACGCCAUCACCUACGGCUACUACAACAAGGCGGUGUUAGAGUCUACCUGGCCCUCCAGUACCAGAGGAGGUUACUUCAUGUGGAUGAAGCUGAGGAACGUGGUUAUGGGUGUGGCUCAGUUCAGACAGGCGCUACGCAAACAGCAGCCUCCACCCACUCAGAGCCCUCUGUCAGAUGGCAGCGACCUGGACGCUGUGAGUCACGGCAGCCUGGAUAGCUCUGCCGACACGAACACGGCCGAGCAGGGCCCCUACGCCCCUGACUCCAUCAAAGUAGACCCCACUGACGAUAGGCGUAGCACAGUCAGCCGCGGGGACUGGGGCGGUGUGGGGUCGGACACCCGGUCGGGUCACUCACACUGGGGGGGUUCUGACCUCCACUCCCCCCGCCACUCAGGUGAGCAGUCAGACCUGGGGUAUAACUCCCUCUCUAAAGAAGAGGUACGUAGAGGAGAGCACAGCCCGCUGGAAAGGGACAGCACCCAGGACAAGGACAACAAGAAGGAGAGUGACUGCAGCUCCUUGUCGGAGAGCACUGCUAAGAGCAGUGGAGACUGUCUCCCUCAACAGGACUUCCCAGAGGUCAACGGUCCAUUCAAGCGGCAUAAUUCCGGCAUCGUCCGCGGCAACUGUUCCUAUGCCGAUGUAGCCUGUGAGCCCAAGAGGUCAACCAGCACAGACCAUGUAGCAGGUCUCCUGUUGAGCUCCUCUCUGAAUGAUGUAGGUGUGGUUGAGACCAACAGUCUGAGGAGGAUACAUCUCAGUGCCCUUGAGGAGGGAGGUGUCAGUGGGAGUAGUGGAGGAGGAGGAGGAGGAGGAGACCAUGACUGGCAGGGUGUGCGAGGGUGCAGACUGAGUGGAGACAACAGGGUUGGCAGUGGUAGCAGUGGCACUCCAGUGUUGGGUCUGGGACUGCACCAGGGAGAGACUGACCCAGCCAGGAUAGCAGAGAACCUGGGGGCAGACACCAAGAUCCUCCAGGGGACCAGCUUCAGCCAGACCAACAGGCCGCGGUCGUUAGUCCUGGGAGGGUCAGAGGGGGUUGGAGCAGCCGGGGGAAGAACCAGGCGCUGCAGACGUAGAGACAGCCCUGAAGACGGAGAGGAGAGGGACUGGAGCGACGAGGACAAGAAUGACAAGAAUAAUACAGACGCCAUCUUUGAUCUGGAGGACCUAGAUCUGGACGGACCAACCACAGACAGCGUUGCUAAAACCAGCCAAUCACGGAAGAGGACGGUGGAACGCAGCGCCAGCUAUGGCGGUGUGGGUGUGGCCUCAGCCUCGCGGGGCACCGUUAAACGAACGGGGAUCGAGACAGGCUUCGACCCGCUGUCCCUCCUGGCGGCCGAGUCCAAGUCCCAGGGAGACAGAGAGGACGACCUGGAAGUGGAGAUGGAUGGGGUCGCGACCCCUACGGGCCGGCGCCAGGACCACCUGGCUAGGGAGAUAGAGAUGUACAUGAACCAUAUGGGUUCUCCGCUGAACAGCCGGACACCCAGUAUGGACCUCCAGGACCCCUCCAGCCCCCUGUUCCUCCACCCUCCUCCCCCACUUAUCACCACCCCUCGACGGGCCAGUCUCCCCCAUACCUCCCCUCUCAGGACAGGAGGAUUACCUCGCUCCAGGACCCACAACUCCCCCUCGCCCUCCCAGCCUGCCAGACAGAGGCUCUGGUCCUCACCCCCCUGUCCCCGCUCCACCCCCAGCCCACAGCCCAGCCCCUACCGGGAGAGGGAGAGAGACAGGGACCUGGGUUUGCUGUCCCCGUCUCUGUCCUCCUCUUCCUUCGCCCUGGAACAGCUCCUCACCCCCACCCUGGAUGUGUUUAAGAGCAGCGUGUUCUCGGCAGGGAAAGGUGUGGCAGAGAAGGCUAGCCGGUGGUACUCUCGCCUGGCCACCUCCUACACCGUGCCCACCAAGGAUGGUAACUGUGACCGUCUGAGUGUGUCCUCUCUGGGCAUGGACCCUGACUGCUCCUCCCUGUUGGAUGUGGAUGAGGAGGGCCUGGGGGACCCAGACGGCGGCUCCAUCACCUCCCCUCAGAGAAAUGGCCCCGGGCCCCGUAGGAGCCCAAGGAGAAGCCCAUCCAGACGCAGUCCCCUGAGGAGCAGACUGGACAGUUUCACACACAGACAGACAGGCUUUCCUCCCCCAGACUGCUCUGAUCUGGGCUCGUCUCGCUACACCAGCAAUACCAGUGUCUUCCAGAACUACGCCAUGGAGCUGUUGAUCUCCAGCUGUUCUCGCUGUAAGACGUGUGACGGUCUGGUGUACGACGAGGAGAUCAUGGCAGGAUGGACGGCUGACGACUCCAACCUCAACACCACCUGUCCCUUCUGUGGGAACCCCUUCCUCCCCUUCCUUAAUGUAGAGAUCAGAGACCUGAGAGGACCCGGGAGGUUCUACCUGAAGAGCAGUCCGUCAGCGGAUGAGGCUGUGUCAUCGUCCUACUCUGUGUCCACCGGUCUGGACACCGGGACGUCCACUCUGUCCACUCCCUGUCCCACUACUGUCCUAUCUCCUCUCUCACCCAGGAUCACUGUAGAGGGCUGCUCUGGUAACAACAGGCUGUCGUCGUCCAGGGCCCAGUGUAUAGAGAUCCCUACAGAGCGGCGUCAGGGGGCCCUGUCCCCAGGGUCAGCUAUGGUGCGGAGUGUCAGUGCCUUUGACCCCAUGGAGGAACCAACUCGACUCAGCCACAAUGUACCCACUUCAGGCAGCCUGCCCAGCCGACUCAACGAAGCCAGCGACCCCCUGAGUGUUGAUAUGGAGUGGCGUCUCCACCACCCAGAACCAAUCACAGUACCCUACCUGAGUCCCCUGGUGCUGUGGAAGGAGCUGGAGUCCCUGCUGGAGAACGAGGGAGACCCUGUUAUCACAGUGUCAGCCGUGGUGGACCACCAUCCUAUCAUCUACUGGAACCUGGUUUGGUCCUUCAGACGUCUGGACCUGCCCAGCAACCUGCCUGGACUCAUACUGACCUCAGAGCACUGUAACAGGGGAUCUACGGUCCCUCGCCACUGGAUGUCAGAGGACAGUAAACACGUGUUGAUCCAGAUCUUAUGGGACAACCUCAAGCUGCACCGGGAUCUCAUCCAGCCGUUCUACAUCCUGUGGAACACACAGAGGCUUAAUUGUGCUCUGUUGUUAGACAGUGUGGGCUACCCGUUGUGUCGUCCUGUGAGCGAGGCGGAGCGUCCGUUUGGGGAGGAGCUACUCCACAGCGUGGUCAAGAGCAUCCAGAGGAACGACGUCUCUCGGCCAAUGGGACAGCUCCUACAGCUGCUAGGGCAGAGCCUGGGGGUCAAGAGGCAAAGGAGUCUGUACAGAGACAUCCUCUUCCUGUGUCUGGUGGCUCUGGGAAAGGACAACAUUGACAUCGAUGCUUUUGACCGCGAAUACAAGAUGGCGUACGACCACCUCAGCCCCAACCUGGUGAAGCUGACGCACAACUGCGACCGUCCGCCCAGCGCUGGGGUCAUGGAGUGUCGCAAGACCUUCGGAGAGCCCUACCUCUAACCCCUGACCCCUUUACCCCUGACGUUUCACCUCCGUCACUCGGCCAGUGACCUCCUCCACCCGGCUAGCCAGUCCCCUCCGUCACUCGGCCAGUCACCUCCUCCACCCGGCUAGCCAGUCCCCUCCGUCACUCGGCCAGUCACCUCCUCCACCCGGCCAGUCACCUCCUCCACCCGGCCAGUCACCUCCAUCACUCGGCCAGUCACCUCCUCCACCCGGCCAGCCAGUCACCUCCGUCACUCGGCCAGUCACCUCCUCCACCCGGCCAGCCAGUCACCUCCGUCACUCGGCCAGUCACCUCCUCCACCCGGCCAGCCAGUCACCUCCGUCACUCGGCCAGUCACCUCCUCCACCCGGCCAGCCAGUCACCUCCUCCACCCGGCCAGCCAGUCACCUCCGUCACUCGGCAUAGCACAGCCGUGGGUAGCCCACAUGAAGAGAUCUUUUGUGUCCAUGAAAAGCGCAUGUAUAAAAAUCCAUGUAUUACAACGUUGGCUCUCCCGAAGAGGACUGAGGAGCUUUAAAGACGAGCUCAGGAAUCCCUUUUAGAAAGACGUACAGAAUGCGUGACGAUGAGCUUGUUGACACUGUGAUGUUUUGGGGUCAUGUCCGUCACCUGUGAGAGAUGUGACGGGGCUGACCAGAGACUAACGGAGCUGACCGACCAGGGGGUUAUUAUGUAGUCUGACCAGUCUCACAAAAGGGAUGUUGUUGUUUUUAUUUAAAUCCCAUCUCAUCACCUGGUCGUUAGCGGUUCUGGACGCACCCCUCUGGAUGGAUGGAGAUCAUACUCAGUAACGUAACAACGGUUUCACACACAAUGACGUCUUCUAUUUCGGGGUACUUAUGUUUUAAGAAAUCUUGUACAAAUUGUUAC